Molecule: messenger RNA, 1924 nt
Organism: Anoplopoma fimbria (sablefish)
Lineage: Eukaryota; Metazoa; Chordata; Actinopteri; Perciformes; Anoplopomatidae
Product: ribonuclease inhibitor-like
Molecular function (GO): protein binding
Source: RefSeq, a predicted model, not a curated record
AAGGCAGACAUGGGAUCAGAUCACACUGACAGACUGGACAUUAUUGAAGCCUCAAUACUUUCUGACUGUGGACUCUCAGAGACUCACUGUGAAGUCGUGGCCUCAGCUCUGAAGUCCAACUCCUCCCAUCUGAGAGAGCUGGACCUGAGUAACAACGAUCUGAAGGAUUCAGGAGUGAAGCUGCUGUCUGCUGGACUGGAGAGUCCACACUGUAGACUGGAGACUCUGAGACUGAGUGGCUGUAACCUCUCAGAGAGAAGCUGUGAAGCUCUGUCCUCAGUCCUCAGCUCCCAGUCCUCUAGUCUGAGAGAGCUGGACCUGAGCUACAAUCAUCCAGGAGACUCAGGAGUGAAGCUGUUGUCUGCUGGACUGAAGAGUCCACACUGUAAACUGGAAACUCUCAGACUGAGUGGCUGUAACCUCUCAGAGAGAAGCUGUGAACCUCUGUCCUCAGUCCUCAGCUCCCAGUCCUCUAGUCUGAGAGAGCUGGACCUGAGUAACAACGACCUGCAGGAUUCAGGAGUGAAGCUGCUGUCUGCUGGACUGGAGAGUCCACACUGUGAACUGGAAACUCUCAGGCUGUCAGGCUGUCUGAUCACAGAGGAAGGCUGUGCUUCUCUGGACUCGCUUAGCUCCAACCCCUCCCACCUGAGAGAGCUGGACCUGAGCUACAAUCAUCCAGGAGACUCAGGACUAAAGCUGCUGUCUGCUGGAUUGGAGGAUCCACACUGGAGACUGGAAACUCUCAGGGUGGAGCCUGCUGGAGUCCGAUGGUUCAGACCAGGUCUGAGGAAGUAUUCCUGUGAACUCACACUCGACACAAACACAGUGAACAGAAACCUCAAACUGUCUGACAACAACAGGAAGGUGACACAUGUGGAGGAGGAUCAGUCAUAUCCUGAUCAUCCAGACAGAUUUGACCACUGGGAGCAGCUGCUGUGUAGAACUGGUCUGACUGGUCGCUGUUACUGGGAGGUCGAGUGGAGAGGAAGAGUUUAUAUAUCAGUGAGUUACAGAGGAAUCAGAAGGAGAGGAGACAGUGAAGACUGUUUGUUUGGAGAGAAUGAUCAGUCCUGGAGUCUGUUCUGCUCUGAUGAUGGUUACUAUGUCCGUCACAAUGACACAAUAACACCCAUCUCCUCCUCCUCCUCCUCCUCCUCCUCCUCCUCCUCCUCCUCUGGUAGAGUAGCAGUGUAUGUGGACUGUCCUGCUGGCUCUCUGUCCUUCUACAGAGUCUCCUCUGACACACUGAUCCACCUCCACACCUUCAACACCACAUUCACUGAACCUCUUUAUCCUGGGUUUGGGUUCUGGUCAUCUGGUUCCUCAGUGUCUCUGUGUUCUCUGUAGGAGGGAGAGUCUCCUCCUGGUAGAGAAACUUUCUCUCUGCUGACCAGAUAGUUCAGUCUGUACAGGAUCACACACAGCUGAUGUUAGUUAGUACCAACCUGAUCUCUCAGUGGUUGUAAAUGCAGUCUGAGCAGGUGAGGGGUACCUGAGCUGGUCUGGACUCUGGGGGGUUGAGAGCUCUCUGGGACUUGUGGUGUUGCAGAUGGAUGGCUGAAAGAGCUGAGCGAGGUCCAUGUAAUUACCUGAAAUGAUCAGUUGUCUGAGAGAAGGUGUGAAACAUGUUUUACUUUGUGUAUAAAACUGAACUUUGUUGUCUUGAAACAUUUGUUUGUGUGAAGAAAAACCUACGAAUGUCAAACAAGAGUCUUUCUGGAUCAAAUUCAUCAUCUGUGGGAAAAUAAUCACAACGUGUAAAGAGUUGUUUUGAUUAGAACAAACUAAAUUCAUCAUCUUGUGUCAUUGUGUAACAAAUGAACAAACUUUGAUAAGUGAUGUUGAAAUAAUAAUAAAUCAAAGUUUUGGGAUGAUUCUACACUGUAUAAAAUGAUUGAUUUAUUAAAUAAAGCUUCAUUAU